Molecule: messenger RNA, 3636 nt
Organism: Misgurnus anguillicaudatus (oriental weatherfish)
Lineage: Eukaryota; Metazoa; Chordata; Actinopteri; Cypriniformes; Cobitidae
Source: RefSeq, a predicted model, not a curated record
AUGACCGUACAGGUUCAACAGCGCAUGUGCAAGGAUCUUGUGGCUACUAAGAUUGCACCCAAAUCAACAAUCUAUAGAAUCAUCAAGAACUUCAAGGAAAGAGGUUCAAUUCUUGUAAAGAAGGCUUCAGUGUGUCCAAGAAAGUCCAGCAAGUGCCAGGAUUGUCUCCUAAAGAGGAUUCAGCUGCGGGAUCGGAGUGCCACCAGUGCAGAGCCUGCUCAGGAAUGGCAGCAGGAAGGUGAUUCAUGUUUGGAUAUAGAAAUAACGUCCUCAACAUCAAAAGAGCGACUCACAGCACAAACUCUUUCCUGCAUCACCUGUGGAAAGACAUUCAGCUCACAGAGACAUUUAGAGAGACAUGAGAGAAAACACACAGAACAGAAACUCUUCACCAGAUCUGAGAUCAGCUUUACUACCUUACAAGAGAAGAAACUUCAUUCAGAAGACCACAGAGAGAAGAAGAAGAAGAAGAAGAAGCAGUUUCACUGUGAGCAGUGUGGGAGGAUUUUUGUCUCUUCCCAUAAUCUAAAUGUUCACAUGAGGAUACACCGUGAUGAAAAGCCUUUCAACUGCACUGAAUGUGGAAAUUACUUCAGAACCAAACAAUAUCUUAAAGUUCAUCAGAGAGUUCACACAGGAGAAAAACCUUACGAGUGUCCUCACUGUGAGAAGAGAUUUAGCCGUAAACGUGGUCUGAACCGACAUGUGCGUUCACACACCAAUGAGAGACUCUAUCAGUGCAGUGAAUGUGACAAAACCUUUAGGGAUUCACGCUCUUUAAAAAAACACCAGAAUACUCACAUCAAAGAGAAACUCCAUCAGUGUUCACACUGUGAUAAAUGUUACUUUCAUAAAUAUCAGCUGAUAGUCCAUGAGAGAGUUCAUACUGGAGAAAGACCUUAUCACUGUAGUCUCUGUGGGAAGAGUUUUCGUCAAAAAACUACAUUACUAUGUCAUAAGAGAAUUCAUACAGGUGAAAAACCUUACAAAUGCUCUCAGUGUGACAUGACAUAUGCUUAUUCAGGUCACUUCAAAGUCCAUCAGAGAGUUCACACUGGAGAGAAACCUUACGUCUGCUCUCACUGUGGAAAGAGCUUCUCUAGUUCAUCUAAAUUCAGAGUUCAUCAAAGAGUUCAUACUGGAGAGAAACCUUAUCACUGUAGUGUCUGUGGGAAGAGUUUUAGUCAUCAAACUACAUUACUAUGUCACAAGAGACUUCAUACAGGUGAAAAACCUUUUAAAUGCUCUCAGUGUGACAUGACAUUUGCUUAUUCAGGUCACGUCAAAGUCCAUCAGAGAGUUCACACUGGAGAGAAACCUUACGUCUGCUCUCACUGUGGAAAGAGUUUCUCUAGUUCAUCUCAUUUAAGAGAUCAUCAGAGAGUUCAUACUGGAGAGAAACCUUUUCACUGUAGUGUCUGUGGGAAGUGUUUUAGUCAUGGGUCUACAUUACUAAAGCACAUGAGAAUUCAUACAGGUGAAAAACCUUUCAAAUGCUCUCAGUGUGACAUGACGUUUGCUCAGUCAAGUUCCUUAAAAUACCAUCAGAGAGUUCAUACUGGAGAGAAACCUCAUCACUGUAGUGUCUGUGGGAAGAGUUUUAGUCAAGGGUCUUCAUUCCUAAAUCACAAGAGAAUUCAUACAGGUGAAAAACCUUUCAAGACGUUUGCUCAGUCAAGUCACUUACAAGCCCAUCAGAGAGUUCAUAUUGGUGAGAAACUUUAAAGCUGAAGGUAUACUAGGGGGGGUCUGCAUGACGUCAUUUUUGUCAUUAGGAGAAAAUGACCGUACGCGUUCAACAGCGCAUGUGUGAGAACAUAUUGAGACAGAACACCCCACUACAAACAAUUAGGGCGCACUCACACUAUCCAAACCGCGCUCGGGCACGUUUGACCCCCCCAAAGCCUGGUUUGUUUGACUAGUGUGAUUGUUCUGUUCCGCGGAUUGGUUAAUGGCGUCGCGGCUGUGUUGCAGAGGUGGGCGGACUCGGAUCGAUAAAAGUACAGUGUGAGUGCGUGCACCUGGGGGAGUAUGGAGGGUUGACAAUUGCGCUGGGGCAUGGUUUGGUUUGGUUUGGAUAAUGUGAGUGCACCCUUACACAAAGGCAAUAGAAAGCAUUUGCACACACACUAUUGUUUUUUCUUCUUUUUAUUUUCACUUAUUUCAAGAACAGAAAGCUGUGGAGCAUUUUCGUCACCUUAAUGUUUGACUCCUGGUCUUUGUUUUCUUCUUGUUUCUUCUAAACUUUGUUUGCCAUGGUGGAUCCUCUACUUUUCUUCACCUAUCCUGCAUUUUUUCCGUUGCAUAGUACCUCACGGUUUGGUGUCAGUUUACUUUUGGAAGCUUUUUCACUGAGUGAAGUACAUAGUACCCGAUACUUUUUAGGACCACCUCGGUUGGGGUUCCAAGCGACCUGAGCUGAGACCAAACGUGAUGUGAAAACACUGUAGAUCACUGAUUGUUCUGAGAGAAUCGUCACUAUCAGUGUAAUUGCUAUAAUGUAAAAGAUUAGCUUUACCUUAGUGCUAGCUUGCGGUGUCUCGAGCAAACAUGAUGUCAUCUGUGCUCUGCUAUAAGUUCCCAAACUCACUUUAGCGAUGAAAAACAUCUACAGGUUGAGAAUCAAGACGGUUACAGUGGUGUCGUGUAGAGAGUAAAACCGGGGGUUUUGCCUUGCGACGUCAGAGUGUGCGCCGCUAUCCACUGUGUUUGACGUCAAGAUUGUGCGCCACGACUGCUUUGUUGAUGAUUCUGUGCAAUGGCGGACGUAUCUUGCUAAUAAUAACUGUGCCAACAGGGCUUCUAACAUAGAUGCUCAGUUAUCUCACUAUAUUGCGGAACACGAUUUGGGUUAUAUACCCGCCUGCUGGUGUGGCAUGCUCUUGAGUCUAGAGUAGUCUUACGACUGGGUUUUCCGCCCAGCUGGUGCAACUGGCCCUGAGGGUUUAGUUACCCUUUAAUAGUAAAAUAAGAACAAAUAAUCAAAUGAUGAGCAAUAUCGCAUAAAUUCAACAGAAUAAACACACUAAUAAAAUAAAAGUGUGCUGUUCAAGUUUUUCAGAUUAAUCUAACAGUUCUGUAUUUUGGAGGUAAGGUGCCAAGCUGGAAAGAUUGUAUGUGUCUGGGAGCAAACAUACUGUUCAUAACUAUAUACAAUAGUGUUAAUUCAUGUUGUUUUUCAUAUUUUAUUUACACAUUUAUCAUUUUUAUCUCUUUUAUAAACUAUUUUUUAUGUGUCAAACUUGUUUAGUUUAUAUUGUGUGCUGUGUGAUUUUACAUACUGUUUUCAAAGUUUUAAUGUCAUGGGACCACAUUGUCAUAAAUUGUUCAUUUAAGGUCACUGUUCAGAUCAUUUAGUAAAUGCUUUGUUCAUUUUUACAAUGAUUAUGUCUCCUGACUUCUGCUAUAGGCCUAUUAUCUGUGCUGGUAAAUUAAAGUUUACAUAAUUAUCUAGUAUUUUGUCAAGUCUUUUUAUUCUUUCUAGGAAAGUUAAAGGACCUGUUAUUGCAUUGAGAGCAUCUUGACCAGAUACACAGUGUGAUAUGUUAGCACAAUAGAAACUAACUGCAAGAGCUUGUAGAGGGAUAAAGACUGCUGAGAGGAACACCACUAUUUGAGUAUAUGCUGCAUACUUGA